AUGGCCUUCAACUUCAACUGGUCGCCGCUCAUUGCGGAUACCGAUCGAGUUCGCGACAUGCUCACGAGCGCGCUGAACAAAUCGCCCAAACCGCCCAUCAUUGUCGACGACAUCAUUGUCAACGAGUUGAACUUGGGCGCGACACCGCCGGAGUUGGAAAUCUUGGAGAUUGGUGACUUGGCCGAGGACAGAUUCAGAGGCAUCUUCAAGAUGAGCUAUGCAGGAGACGCUUAUCUGACGCUGAAAACAAGGGUACAAGCAAAUCCGCUCCAUACAUAUCUAUCGACCAAGCCCAGCUUUGCGAGUCCUCAGCCGUUGGCGGCGAGCAGUAGUCUGACCAUCCCCAUCCAAAUCACCCUGUCGGAGAUUCGCCUGUCGGGCUUCGUCAUUCUGGUCUUCUCCAAAUCCAAGGGCAUCACCAUCGUGUUCAGGAAUGAUCCGUUGGAGCAGCUGAAAGUGUCAUCUACGUUUGACUCGAUACCCUUUGUCCGAGACUACCUGCAAAAGACCAUCGAAAACCAGCUUCGCGUCUUGUUCAUGGAGGAUUUACCUGCGAUCAUACAUCGCUUGUCUUUGUCAAAGUUCCGUCCCGAGUAUCAGACGGCCGAAGACCAGGAACCAAGGAAGGCUGAUCUUGCGCCUGGGGAAGUCCCUGUCGAUCCGCUCGCCAGUCCAGCACUGCAGCCCACUCCUGAUGGCGAGGAAACCAUGGGAGCACCCUUCACUCUCGAUCCGCCCACCGAGACCUAUGCAUCAUUCUCGCAAAAGAACAUGAUUAGGUUGGCAACACUUGCCGAAAGUCAGCGGACACUCAGUCUCUUCACGCCAGCUAUGAGAGAUACAGUAUAUCGUGCAUGGACUGGUACAUACCGUGAGGAGAUGGGUGGCACAAUUGCCUCCACGCGUCCAGGCCUCGCAAGACUUCACACGUCGAUCGCUUCGCACAGCACGGUGUCGUCAGCUACUUCGCUCGCGUCUGGAGGCGGCACUGAAGCUACUAGGCCUAGCCUUGUCAGCAUGGCGUCUACAGCAACGCUAUAUAGUCUGGGUAGCUCGGGAUCGCGAGCACGACCAAAGAAGAGAAAACAUCGGAUAGUCAACCUCAGGAAGAAUAAAGAUGAGGGUCAUACUCUGGAAAAUGCAAGCGUCGGUACUAGUGGAUAUGAUGAGAGCGCAAGUCAGACUGGCUCUUCACCAAGUGUUGUUCGCUCGGGUACACAGGCGACUUCCGCUAUUGGUGGCAAUGCGCGAGAAGGAGAGAUCAGCACUCCGCCACGAAGUCCAAAGAAGAAAGUUGACUUUCAUACCGACAAUGUAGACGGAGCUGUUGAUCGGCCUCCGCUAUCCAGAUCACGCCCCUGUACGCCAAAGACCUCGUUACCGCCGCUCGCACAUCCUGACGAUGACCUCGAUCGUACUCCUCGAGCUUCAAUGUACUUGCCAAAAAAGGACGAAAAGAACGUCCCGAGGACAUCAACCACCGCCAACAACGCCGUGCGAACACAGGCUUUUCCAUCUCGUUCACCUUCACCUGAAAUCAGCCGCAGACCUCCUUACGACUUUCGCCACUCUUCUUCUGACCUGAGCAGAACCUCUUCCGAUAUCAAACUACAAAGUCUAUUGACAGCUUUCAGCGAAGGCGGCAGUGGCGGUAUUCUAGAGCGAGCGUGGUUGGAGAAGAUGGCAACAGAGAUUGCAAAGAAAGUCGAGCAGGGGCGCGCGGAACAAAAAGCGUGGCGCCAGCCAUCUGAAGAGCGAAUUAUGGAAGAGGCCCCUCCUGCCUAUGUCUCGUAG
Molecule: messenger RNA, 1794 nt
Organism: Sphaerulina musiva SO2202
Lineage: Eukaryota; Fungi; Ascomycota; Dothideomycetes; Mycosphaerellales; Mycosphaerellaceae
Exons: 1
Coding region: 1-1794 (597 amino acids)
Biological process (GO): mitochondrion organization; phospholipid transport
Cellular component (GO): ERMES complex
Molecular function (GO): lipid binding
Source: RefSeq, a predicted model, not a curated record